GUGAACGGUGGGGGCGUGUCUCCAGACAGCCCCGCGUGUAGUUCCAGGAGAAACGCGGGGAGUAGGGCCCGGGUACAGUUAUAGCCACUGGCAAGGUUGCUUUAUUGCCGGAGCGAGCCGCGAGCCUGUCCGAAGCCCAGCACGCGAGGCUCUGUCGCGACGCCAUGGAAGUAGUGGAGGCCGCCGCUGCUCAGCUGGAGACUCUGAAAUUCAGUGUCACGGGCUGUGGGGUUGGCCAAGGUCAGGCGGUGCCGUCACCGGGCUCGGUUCCUGUCCCGGAGACACCGCCGCCACUACCGUCGGAUGAGGGGUCCCCAGACACUGGGCAGGCCGCGGACGCUCAGCUGGCCAAGGAGCAGCCGCCUGAGCUCGUGCUCGGCGCCGCGGUCGGCGAGAGCUCCUCGCCGCAGCCGGGGCCAGAACCGCCACCUGGAGGUAACUGCGUCAGCGGCUCGGGCGCUGCGGAGCUGGCGCAGACCCCAGGCAACUUGGAGAACUCGGACUCGGAUUCAGAAUCGGACAGUGAAACCGAUUCAGAUAGUUCAAGCUCCUCAUCUUCCUCAUCGUCUUCCUCAUCUUCCUCUUCCUCUCCUAUAUUACUUACUCCAGUGCUGUCAGAUGGAGAAGAUGAUUUACAAGUCGAGAAGGAAAAUAAGAAUUUUCCUCUUAAAACAAAAGAUGAGUUACUUCUUAAUGAACUACCUUCAGUUGAAGAACUCACUAUUAUUCUUCCUGAAGAUACUGAAUUAAAGCCUUUUGGGAUGGUUUCAAGUAUUAUUGAACAAUUAGUAAUAAUUGAAUCUAUGACUAACCUACCUCCAGUUAAUGAGGAGACUGUAAUUUUUAAAAGUGAUCGAGAGGCAGCAGGAAAGAUAUUUGAGAUAUUUGGACCCGUUGCACAUCCGUUUUAUGUGUUACGGUUUAAUUCUUCAGCACACAUUGAGAGUAAAGGUAUUAAAAUAAAGGACACUAUGUAUUUUGCUCCAUCAAUGAAAGACUUCACCCAAUAUAUAUUCACAGAAAAACUUAAAAAGGAUAGGGGAUCGGAUGCAUCGUGGAAGAAUGAUCAGGAACCACCAAUGGAUGCCUUAGAUUUCAGCGAUGAUGAAAAGGAAAAAGAAGCCAAACAGAGAAAAAAGUCUCAGAUUCAAGGCCGGAAAAAAUUCAAAUCUGAAUUUAAUGAAUCAGGUGAAGAUUUUGCUGAAGUGCAUCAGAAUUGGAAUGCUCACAGCUGUGCUUCAGAGCAUUCCAAAGGCUAUCGCAACAGAGAAGCCACACGAGGCUUUUCCCUGGGGAGACAUCCUCGACCUGUCCAUGGCAGGCCCCCGCCGCCGCGGUUUUAUAACCCGGAGCACGCGGCCUCUCUGGAGACUUCAGGAUUCCCACCUCAGAGACAAGAGGGGCUCGUCAUGCCACAGUAUCCCUUUCCUCCUCCGGUGUUUGACAUGCGUCAUUUUUCACUCCCUCCUCCCCCGCCUCCU
Messenger RNA from Hipposideros armiger (great roundleaf bat), 1481 nucleotides. RefSeq names its product nuclear assembly factor 1 ribonucleoprotein (gene NAF1). The record is from RefSeq and is a predicted model, not a curated record. Gene Ontology annotation, biological process: pseudouridine synthesis; ribosome biogenesis; box H/ACA snoRNP assembly. The annotation marks the transcript as partial. The transcript is spliced from 8 exons. Gene Ontology annotation, cellular component: sno(s)RNA-containing ribonucleoprotein complex. Gene Ontology annotation, molecular function: RNA binding. Lineage: Eukaryota; Metazoa; Chordata; Mammalia; Chiroptera; Hipposideridae.